Molecule: messenger RNA, 1475 nt
Organism: Gekko japonicus
Lineage: Eukaryota; Metazoa; Chordata; Lepidosauria; Squamata; Gekkonidae
Gene: FAM76A
Product: family with sequence similarity 76 member A
Exons: 9
Coding region: 9-932 (307 amino acids)
Source: RefSeq, a predicted model, not a curated record
GUGGCGCGAUGGCGGCGCUUUAUGCUUGUACCAAGUGUCACCAACGCUUCCCUUUUGAGGCGCUCAGCCAAGGCCAGCAGCUCUGCAAGGAAUGUCGGAUCGCACAUCCUAUUGUUAAAUGUACUUACUGUCGAACUGAAUUCCAGCAAGAAAGCAAAACCAACACGAUAUGCAAGAAAUGUGCUCACAAUGUGAAACUUUACGGGACGCCAAAACCUUGCCAGUAUUGCAACAUAAUUGCUGCGUUUAUUGGUAACAAGUGCCAGCGUUGUACAAACUCUGAGAAGAAAUACGGGCCUCCACAUUCCUGUGAACAGUGCAAGCAGCAGUGUGCCUUUGACAGGAAAGAUGAUAGGAAAAAAGUGGACGGGAAGCUUCUCUGCUGGCUUUGCACGCUGUCCUAUAAACGAGUUUUGCAGAAAACCAAAGAGCAACGUAAACACCUGAGCAGCUCUUCCCGAGCAAGCUUGCAAGAGAAGGAACAGUAUGGUAGGCUCAGCAGCAGUGGCCAUUAUAACAGCCAGAAGACAUUGUCCACAUCAUCAAUUCAGAAUGAAAUCCCAAAGAAAAAGCCCAUGUUUGAUGCCAUAUCAGCCAAUGGGGACAGUUUUUCUCCAGACCUUGCCUUGGAUUCUCCUGGCACAGACCACUUUGUCAUCAUAGCCCAGCUGAAAGAGGAAGUGGCCAGCCUAAAGAAAAUGCUGCACCAAAAGGAUCAGAUGAUCCUAGAGAAAGAGAAGAAGAUAACUGAGCUGAAGGCUGAUCUGCAGUACCAGGAAUCCCAGAUGCGGGUCAAAAUGAACCAAAUGGAAAAGACUCACAAGGAAGUCACAGAACAAUUGCAGGCCAAGAACAGAGAGCUCCUGAAGCAAGCUGCAGCUUUAUCCAAGGGCAAGAAGCCUGAGAAGCCAGGGGCAAUCACCUCCCCUUAAACGUAACACAGAACCUUUGGGCUGAGAUCUCUGCCAGUUCUAUUGGAAUCUUUCCUGAUCCUAACUUUGAUUGCCAUUGCAACAGACAUGACUGCAAACCUGUUGUGUGUGGCCACUCAGUAGCAUGCUUGAGUGUUGGGUUUUUAAUAACACAAUUCCGUCAUUGCUAUCCAGCAACAAGAGACGCUUCCCACUAUCCCUGUCCCUCCUGGCUCCUAACCCCAAAACACUCUCAAUGUGGACAUUUUUUCAGAAUCGGGUUGAUUAUUGUUGCCAUCUAGCCUGUAAGGAAAUGGAUUGUUUUGGAAACAGGAUCUUUCUGAUAUGCACUCUCGCUUUGUUCUAAGUGUACAUAUGUACGUGCCAUCAAGUCGCAGCUGAUUUACAGCAACCCUAGCAAGGCGAGUGCGAAGCAGAGGUGGUUGGCCAUUGCCGUCCUCUGCAAAGCCUUCCUUGGUGGGCUCCCAUCCAGGUAUUGACCCUGCUUAACUUCCAAGAUCUGACGAGACUGGGCGAUACCAUGCUUGCCUCCCUUCCGAUAUG